Molecule: messenger RNA, 1303 nt
Organism: Suillus discolor
Lineage: Eukaryota; Fungi; Basidiomycota; Agaricomycetes; Boletales; Suillaceae
Exons: 7
Coding region: 236-1234 (332 amino acids)
Source: RefSeq, a predicted model, not a curated record
UUUGUCCUGCUAUGUAUGCACAGAAGUUCCAUUCAUUUCUCAGUCCUUCCCUUUUGUCCUUCAUCAUUUGCAUAUAACACGACACUCUCGGUCCGACCGUUGUUCGGUUCACCUGUUUUUCAUCACAAGUAUUACGCUGGACACCUAAAUACGGCAUCCUCAAUAUUAUCGAAGUCUCUUGAGAAUUCUAUCUCCUGGUGACCAUUUCCCUUCGAGCUUGUACUGUUCCUCUACAAUGUCGGGCAACCAGGCGAGGAUUAAUGCUCUGCUGAGGAAGUCGCUUAUCGGGGAACUUAUUGAUACCCAAUUUUACCUAUUCUCCGUUCGAUCGAAGCGCGAGGGCAACGUUACCAACCUUCAAGCAUUGUUUGCCGAUGACGAAGCCCUCACCACCGGUUCAGAGUACUUCAGUAGCUUACAUUCCGAAAAUCCGUUCAAUGAUUCUGCUGUGGUCGAAUUUCAAGACUAUCACACCUGUGAGGGAGGGAUCUCUCUCGAUGAAUAUGGCUAUGCAUCCGAUAGUGACCUCGAUGAAGAGGAGGAAGAGACUGACGAAGAUGUACAAGACAAUGAAAGGUGUGCGGAAGUCUCUGCGGAACGAGUAUCUCGAACCGCAUCAAUCAAGGACUCUACUACCAAAGGGGCGCAACGUAUCAUUCCAACCCGCAGAGUAUUGGUAAUGGAUACGGCAUUCAAUACCUGGCGGGCUUUAUUAGACUAUCUGUAUACUGACGAGAUUGUUUUCGCACCUUUGCGAUCGCAAAGCAAGUCAGCAAGACAUCACAGCCUCGGCGGGGCCCCACCAUGCUCACCGAAGUCUAUGUAUCGCCUAGCAUGUAAGAUCAAACACGAUAAAUUGCAGGCAAAAGCGCUUGCUGCGAUACGCUCUAGUCUAACGGAGCACAACGUCCUACGGGAACUUUCUUCGUCUCUAACAUCCAGGUUUCCUGCCAUUCUUGAGAUGGAAAUCGAGAUCUUAUUCCAGAACAUUGUUACUCCCACUAUCGUGAAGGACUUUCCGAUGCUUAUUCAAAGGAUUGCUAGCGCUGGCCUCCCGCAUGGGGCUGACAUCCUGACCAAACUCCACGAAAGAAUGUUAAAGCAGCACUACCCUACGAUUUUGUCUCCUGAGGCUGCACUUGCAUCUGAAAAUGAAUGCAACGGCUCGUCGCCAAGUGGUCCAUUCAAAUUCAAAUGGGAAGAGCCACAAAAACCGGUGAUGGUGUCGUUCUAAACACAUUGUAGCCAUAUGAUUCAUGUAGGCUCCCACAGUAAUAACGAGGAACUUGUUUUUAUCUAAGAA